Molecule: messenger RNA, 6489 nt
Organism: Teleopsis dalmanni
Lineage: Eukaryota; Metazoa; Arthropoda; Insecta; Diptera; Diopsidae
Exons: 3
Coding region: 1-6489 (2162 amino acids)
Biological process (GO): DNA integration
Molecular function (GO): nucleic acid binding
Source: RefSeq, a predicted model, not a curated record
AUGGCUACUGAACUUAAACAGCAACGUGCUAACACGAAGAAGAAUAUAACACGGAUCAGGAGUAUCAUAGAACGAAAUGCAAAAUCAGACACAACGGUUUUAUCGCCUAUUGAACUAAAAUGCCGUUUAGGUAUUUUGGAAUCGUAUUUUACGCAGCUAAUGAGCUACCAAAUUCGAAUUGAAGAAUUGGAUCCCGAAGACAAUAUGAGAGGCGAGCUUAAGGAUCUAUAUGUCAACAUCAAAACAUCUAUUCAAGAGCAACUAGGUGAGGAUUUGCAUAUGUCGUUACGAGAUCACACGUUUUCACCUGUCUCAUCAAUUACGAGAUUGCCACUGUUAAAAUUGCCGUCGUUUAGUGGAACAUACUCUGAAUAUAAAUAUUUUAUUUCGUCUUUUAAUCAAAUCAUUGACAGAGAAGUUGAUUUGUCAAAUAUUGAAAAAUUUGAUUAUAUGUUAAACUGUUUACAUGGACAAGCAUUGGCUUUUCAAGUUAGUAACGAAAAUUAUCCAAAGGCACUUCAAAGAUUGAAAUCCCGCUAUGAUAAUAGCAGCUUAAUUUUUAUGGCAAAUAUUGCUUCACUGUUUGAAUUGCCACAUACAUCAAGGCAAAGUUGUAGUCAACUUAGAAGCCUGGUUGACAAUGUGUCUGCAAUCUACGAUUCGCUGCGCUUAAUUGGCUCCGACAAGCAAAUUUCAAAUGCAAUGCUAAUUUACUUGGCAAUGCAAAAGGUGGAUGAUGGUUCAAAAAAUAAGUGGAUGGAAUCUCUUGACUUUAAUUCUUUGCCUUUAUGGGAAGACUGCGCUAAGGUUCUGGAAACACUCUGCCAAUUUCUUGAAUCGAUUGAAACGCCACUGUUAAGUUUAACAAACCUAACAUAUUUUAGCUCGCUUGUAAUCACGCUUAUGCAGCAAAUAAAUAUUCAGGAUUCAAUUGGUUCAGAGAUCGACAGAAUCAUUCGCAACUUCAAGAAGGACUCACCCAGCAGGAAAACACGUCAAUAUCUCGAAGAUCGUAAAACAACUUUAGAACAGUUAUUAGCUGACUUCAAGGCUAAUGAUGAGCAACUACAACAAGCCGAUGUACUAGCAAGAACAUCGGACUAUUUCACACAAGAUUACGGCAUGGUAAUCAUAAAUUUGGGUAACAAAUAUAUCACCACAAUAACUCAAGAGCUGGAAGCAUUACUCAUUAAGGCUCAACCAUCAACAAUAAAGGGGUUGGACCUUCAGAUAAAUAAUGAUGUUGAAGCUCCUGAAAUAGUAUUACCUACUGGUGGUCAAGAGAAUGAAAUUAAUCAGGCAUUAGUCAACAGACGAAAUGCAGUGUGUAAAUCAAUCAAUCGUCUCAUCCACAAUGUGAGACAAGAUAACCAGCAACAGGUACCACAAUAUUUUGCAGUAAAAUUAGCUACGCUUACCAAGUUAUGGGAUCAGGCUGAAGGUUUAAAUUUUACUAUUCAGGAACGGCAAGACAACCCUCCUGAUUGCAAUCAUUAUCUAGCACUUGAACAAUUGGUGCAAGAUACAAUGGUGGAAUGGACUAGUAAGUCGACCAAGAUUGAGACAUCAAUUAGGUCAACUUAUCAAUCAUCGGCUACUUUGCCAACAAUAUCUCUUCCAAAGUUCAGUGGAGAUUAUUUGAGUUGGCGACAAUUCAGUGAUCUGUUUGCACAACUAAUACACAAUCAAAGAAUAUCAGACUCACAGAAACUCUGGUAUUUGAAAACCAAUAUUCAAGGCGAAGCUGAAGCACUCAUCAAGCAUUUGCAAAUAUCAGAUGCAAAUUAUGAGACGGCAUGGCAAUUACUACAAAGUAGAUAUGAGAAUAAAAGAGUUCUAGUAUCAGCAGUUUUGCAACGUUUGACAGCUCAAAACUCUUUAUAUGACCAUCCAACAGUCCAAGCCAUUAAAAAUAUGCAUGACACAACAAAGGAAAGUCUAUGUGAACUUCAUAAUUUAAAUAUUGAAACAUCAACUUGGGAUCCAAUUUUAGUUCACAUACUAUUAAAAAAAUUGGAUAAAAAUACACAUUGCAGUUUUGAACAAACUCUUACCAACCCAAAGGAGAUGCCCACAAUAAAACAAUUCUUAGAAUUUUUAGAAUUGAGAUUUCAGUCACUUGAGGCUAUAGGUCUACGAGACAAUGCAGUAUAUAAACCCAACAAAAGGAUAGCCGUAACUAUGGUUUGUUCAGAUCUAUGUAAAGUUUGUAAUACAGAUAAACAUCCGAUCUACUAUUGCAAAAAGUUCAUUGAAAUGACUCCUCCUGAACGAUUAAAUUGGAUUCAACGACAAAAACUAUGUGUGAAUUGUUUCAAAUCCGAUCAUAAAGCAAAGGUUUGUGAAGCUGGAUCAUGUAAAAAAUGUGCCAAGAAGCAUAACACUUUGCUCCAUUUAGAGCAACAGUCACCUAAACCUUCAAGGGCACCAGCAACAAACACAAAGUCAACCACAACAUUGAUCAACGCUAAUGAAUCGCCAUCCAUAACAGCAACAACUAAUGCAAAGUGUACUCGUAAUUACGUUCUGCUAGCCACUGCAAAAGUGCGCAUUAUUGCAAACAAUGGACGAACGUGUGAUGUUCGUGCCAUACUCGACUCAGGGUCUCAAGUGAAUCUAGUAACCCAAAGAGUAAUCAACAAGUUAUCUUUAAUUACCACAAAUUCAAAUCUAUCGAUCGAAGGUAUUGGCCGUCAAUUCGGGAACUCAAAAUCUCGCGUAAAUGUUGAACUGCAGGCUACUAAUGGAAGCUUCAGGACGAGACUAGAGGCAUUUGUAUUGCCACAAAUAAUAUCAGCACAACCGUCACGAGACCUAGAUAUCUCGGAUUGGCAGAUCCCACAGAAUGUAGAAUUAGCAGACCCCAGCUUUAACAGAUCUGGAAGAAUUGACAUGCUGAUUGGUGCUGAAUUCUAUCAUACUCUACUUCAACCAGAACAAUUGAUAAUAGGAAAGAAUUCGCUACUGUUACAAAAUUCGGUUCUAGGUUGGUUGGUGGUUGGUAAGACUAAAACUACAACAGAUAUUAAACCAACAUGCGCUAUUACUACAGGAGAAGUUGGUGACAUGUCAGAAAUGAUAGAACGAUUUUGGAAAUUAGAUAACAUUGAGACUGCAGAAAGGGUUUUGACUUUAUCUGAGAAAUGGUGUGAAAAUCACUUUACAAAUCAUGUAAAGACAAAUCACGAUGGUCGUUUCAUUGUACGCUUACCUUUCCGCGAUGAUCCCACGACACUUGGUAGAUCGCGUGAGAUAGCAUUCAAUCGAUUUUGUUCUCUGGAAAGGAAGUUACAAAGGGACCCACAUUUAUACAAGGAGUACAUUAAGUUCAUGGAUGACUACGAGUCAUUAGGUCACAUGGAAAAGGUUUGCCCGAAAGAUGUCAAAGGAGCACAAUAUUUCAUUCCUCAUCAUUGUGUCUUGAAACCUGACAGCACUACAACCAAAUUGAGAGUUGUCUUUGAUGCAUCAGCAAAAACAUCAAGCGGUUUAGCACUAAACGAUAUUUUGCACAAAGGUCCAACAGUGCAAAGUGAUCUUUUUUCAAUACUGUUGCGUUUUAGAAUACACCGGUUUGUAUUUACGGCCGAUAUUGAGAAAAUGUACCGGCAAAUUCAAGUACAUGAUGAAGAUACAGCACAGCAGCUGAUAAUCUGGAGAAAAAGUGCUGAUGAUAGUAUACAAUAUUACCGACUGAAAACGGUUACAUAUGGAACAAAGUCAGCCCCUUAUCUUGCAACAAAAUGUCUUCAACACCUUGCGAAACAUAAUAUGACCAACUAUCCGCUUGGAGCACCUGCAUUACUUAAUGAUUUUUAUGUAGAUGACUGUUUAAGCGGAACUAACAGCAUCAUUACCGCCUUAGACACUCAACAACAACUUUCGGAACUGCUCAGUAAAUCAGGAUUUAAACUGAGAAAAUGGUGCUCAAAUAAUACACGACUACUACAAAACAUUCCGAUAGAAGACCAAGAAAUCAACCUUGAUUUAGAUGACUCAGCCAUAAAGCCAACAAAAACAUUAGGCAUUAUUUGGCUCCCGAAAUCAGACGAAUUUUGCGGAAAGGCAGAGAUGUCAUCAGAGCAACCUAUCACGAAGCGGAUUGUGGCAUCGGACUUAGCUCGAAUUUUUGAUCCUUUGGGAAUUUUUGGCCCCAUUACUGUAACAGCUAAAAUAUUCAUGCAGGAAUUGUGGCAACAAAACUAUUCCUGGGAUGCGGAACUGUUACCUCAGGCUCAGCUAGAAUGGAAGCGGUUUAGAACUGACUUACAAACAUUAAAUACUGUGAAAGUACCCAGACAUAUUUUUAAUUCGAAGGUUCCCUGUUCGAUUCAAUUACACGUGUUUACGAAUGCAUCAGAGAAGGCAUAUGGAGCAGCUAUGUACGUGCGAGCAAUAUAUAAUGAUAAGACAAUAACAUCGAGACUAUUGUGCGCCAAAUCUAGAAUAGCACCAUUAAAGAAACAGACACUUCCACGACUAGAACUCUGCGCAGCAUUGCUGGGAGUCGAAUUAGCAGAAAGAGUUAAACAAGAUUUAAAGUAUCAAAACGUGCCAACCUACUUUUGGUCCGAUUCCAAAAUUGUUUUGUCAUGGAUAAUAUCUUCAUCUGCCUCAUUGCACACAUUCGUAGCAAAUCGUAUUAGCAAAAUUCAAGAGAUGUCACAUGCUGAUCAAUGGCAUCAUGUGGCAUCAAAGGAUAAUCCUGCUGACAUCAUUUCCAGAGGAAUAAAGCCAAACCCAAAGGCAUUUAACAUCUCAACUGAUAUCGAAAGACGACAAGGACAUACAGUUAACAUUAUCAUUCAAACGACUAGUUCUGAUCACAUGAUAAAUCAAAUUGAUCAUCGAAACUCAUUCAGAUACCUCCAAAGAACAAUUGCUUAUGUUCGCCGUGUAUUUCAUCGCACACAAUCACCAACAAAAACACUUUCUCCAAAGGAAUUACGAGAUGCAUUAGUCUUCAUAAUUAAAACUAUUCAGGGCUCAGAAUUUGCAAAGGAAAUCUCUGACUUAAAACAAUGUAAAGCAAUCAACAGUUCGAGUCAACUAAAUACUUUAGCACCGUUCAUUGACGAACAAGGUGUACUUCGUGUUGGAGGAAGGCUUGAAGCAUCAACAUUGCCAUAUGAUGCUAAACACCCAAUGGUAAUUCCUUACAAUCACUCAAUAGUGAAAUUGAUGUUCAAAAUGAAACAUGAAGAAAAUUCCCAUUGUGCUCCACAAUUAUUGCUAAGCAUAAUGAGACAAAACUUCUGGCCGAUUAAAGGAAAGAUUAUGGCGCGAAACAUUGUUCACAGCUGUGUCAUCUGUUCAAAGGCAAAACCAAAACUGAUGGACCAACUCAUGGGCAACUUACCGACUGAUCGAGUUACUCUGACUAAACCAUUUUUUACCACAGGAGUUGAUUACUGUGGUCCGAUAUGGAUUCAUUAUAAAAUUAGAGGAAAAAGGCCAACAAAGGCAUAUUUAGCAGUAUUUUGCUGUUUCGCGACUAAGGCUGUUCACCUAGAAGUGGUGAGUGACCUGACAACAGAGGCAUUCAUAGCCGCUAUUCAACGUUUUAUCAGCAGAAGAGGAAGAUGCCAAACAAUUUAUAGUGACAAUGCGACUAACUUUGUUGGGGCGAGAAACCAACUACAAGAGCUCCAGUCUACCAUUUAUUCAGAAAAUGGAAAAGAAAAGAUCAUUAAGACCAGUAGUAACAAGGGAAUUGACUUCAAAUUCAUUCCACCAAGAGCUCCUCAUUUUGGAGGACUCUGGGAAGCUGCCGUCAAGUCAGCUAAACAUUUAAUGAUUAAAGGAAUUUUCAACGCUUCAUUGACUUAUGAAGAAUUGACAACAGUCAUAACUGAAAUAGAAGCCAUGUUAAAUUCAAGGCCAAUAACAAAAAUGUCAUCCGAUCCAAAUGAUCUAACAGCGCUUACACCAGGACACUUUCUCAUAGGCGAACCACCUACCACUAAUGUAGAUCCUUAUCAAAAGGAGAGCCGAAUGAGUUUAUCAUCACGAUGGCGUUUAGUUUCUGAACUCAAACAAGAAUUCUGGAGAAGAUGGUCAAAGGAAUAUCUCAAUGAACUCCAAUCAAGGUACAAAUGGAAACAACAAAAGGCAAAUCUAUGCCAAGGUGAUUUAGUCAUUAUUAAAGAUGAUAAUCUACCCAUGUACAAAUGGCCUCUUGGCAGGGUGCAACAGGUGUAUGAAGGAGAAGAUGGUUUGGUCCGUGUAGCUGACAUAAAAACAGCCAAUGGGAUUUUUAAACGACCAUUACGAUCAUUGGCCCCCUUACCCACUGAAGGCAGCAUUAAUCAAAAUUCAACAAAACAAAAUUCUACUGUCACACAAACAAGACGAACGAAUGAACCUAGUGAAGCGUUGCCAAAGCGUCGAAAGAUAUAUGAUGGCACAUCUUUAAUGAUGACCAUACUUGGUCAAACACCAAACGUCUACAAUUCAGACACAUCAAACGCUUACCGACACCAUGUAUGA